Messenger RNA from Trachymyrmex septentrionalis, 4114 nucleotides. RefSeq names its product 3-phosphoinositide-dependent protein kinase 1 (gene Pdk1). The coding region runs from base 207 to 1859 and encodes 550 amino acids. Gene Ontology annotation, biological process: intracellular signal transduction; peptidyl-serine phosphorylation. Lineage: Eukaryota; Metazoa; Arthropoda; Insecta; Hymenoptera; Formicidae. The transcript has 4 exons. The record is from RefSeq and is a predicted model, not a curated record. Gene Ontology annotation, molecular function: protein serine/threonine kinase activity; ATP binding.
CCCCCCCCCGUCAUUUCGGUUUCGGUCCUUCAACUUCGUUCCCGCAACUGUGGCUUCAAUCAAUCAAACUGGAUUCCAACAAGCAGUACGUGUCGCGAUUACUUCGCGGCUACCGGAGGCUUAAGAAAUUAUUCAAGCGUGUGGCGAACCAGGCGCUUACCGUUUCGCCACAGCCGGCAGUAACGGUGGAGGGGCCGGUGUCCAAAAUGUCUCCACCGACGAACGACGUGAACAACGGUGUGGUAGCGUCUCCUAGCACCCUGGCGCCUCGGGUUCCACCGACCACGAACCCGUCCCUCACCAACCCACCGACGCACAAGCGUACCCCGAAGGACUUCAUCUUCGGCAAGGUGAUCGGCGAAGGAAGCUUCUCCACCGUUUAUCUUGCCAAGGAUAUCCACACCAACAAGGAGUACGCGAUUAAGGUGUGCGAUAAGAGUCAUAUAAUCAAGCAGAAGAAGACCGAGUACGUGAAACGCGAGAAGGAGGUGCUGAACAUGCUCGCGGACGCCAAACACUCGUUCGUGCGACUGUUCUGCACCUUCCAGGACGCGGAGAGACUAUACUUUGUCAUGUCGUACGCUAAGAACGGCGAGCUCUUGCCUCACAUCAACAAGGUGGGCUCCUUCGACAUUGAAUGCACCAAGUUCUACUCGGCCGAGAUCCUACGCGGUCUCGAAUAUUUGCACGGGCUCGGUAUCAUUCACCGAGAUCUCAAGCCGGAGAACAUCCUGCUGGACGAGAAGAUGCACGUGCUCAUUACCGACUUUGGCUGCGCCAAGAUCCUCAAGGACGACCCGGAGACGCCCGCGGACGCGGACUCUCAACAGCAACAGCGUUUUAGGGAACGCAGCGGUUCCUUCGUCGGUACCGCUCAGUACGUGUCACCAGAGCUGCUGACCAACAAUAGCGUGAGCAGAGCGUCCGAUCUCUGGGCCCUGGGCUGUCUUGUCUACCAGAUGGUCGCUGGUCUGCCGCCUUUCCGUUCGAGGAGCGAGUACGUGAUGUUCCAGAAGAUCCUGAAACUCGAGUAUGAUAUACCGGACGGUUUCUGUGAAUUAGCCAGAUCGUUCGUUAAUCAGCUUCUCGUUUUGGAGCCGACGCAACGAUUGGGCGCUCUGGACGAGCACGGCGCUGGUUAUCCCAGUAUACGGGCGCAUCCCUUCUUCGAGGGUGUCGACUUCGAGACCCUUCACGAGCAGACACCGCCGCCUAUUUAUCCGUACUUGCCCGGAACGUCGGAACGAGAAGAGUUGAGGUCGCAAUACAGGGUGCCUGAUAAUCUUGAACCCGGUCUGGACCAUAAACAACUCACCAGGCUUCUCUGGCUGAGUACCGAAGACACCGAUGAUGACAACAGUACUGGCGCAGAGCAACGCGCUGUUAACGCGUUCUUCAACGAGAUAAUCGCAAGCGUGGACAAGCCACUGAGGAGGUGCACUAACAACAGAUCCGACAGCGGCGCUAACAUCGCCAAUUUGACACCGGAACAGAUCAGGAUGCGACUAGAGAAACAGCGCACCACGAAUCAGUGGCACUCUUUCGUCGAGGGCAAUCUUAUACUGAAACAGGGCUUCGUCAAUAAGAGGAAGGGCCUGUUCGCCAGGCGGAGAAUGCUCCUCCUUACCACCGGACCACAUCUAUACUACGUCGAUCCUUUUAAUAAUGUUCUUAAGGGUGAGAUACCCUGGAGUCCAGAACUGAGGGUCGAGCCAAAGAAUUUCAAGAUCUUCUUCGUCCAUACGCCGAACAGGACAUACUAUCUCGAAGAUCCCGAGGGAUUUGCACUGGAGUGGUGCAGAGCAAUCGAGGAGACGCGAGUCCACUGUUACGGCCUGCAGGAGAUGACCACUGCUUAAAAUGAAAACUGGAGCGAUCCAAAAAGAAAGAACACAUAAUAAGUGGUAAAGUCCGCGAGUGGCUAUCUAUCGCCAAGGUCGAUCUGUUCUCGACGAAAAGAGUUGGCGAAUCGAUUGUUCACGUAUUAGCCCGUAUUGUAAAAAGUAAACUAGUAGACUUAUCGCGCGCAUUCCGAAUGGUGCGCUCUGUACAGUUUAUAGGCAGAAAUUCAUUAAGCAAAAAUUUCUACCUCCGUCAUCGAGAACGUCACCGUCGCGCGGUGUCCAUUAUCACUUACGUUCGCUAUUUAUUGACGACCUUUUAGAGAGAGAAUCGCAUCAUCCACGCGCGAAAACCGCACGAUGCGUGCGCGAAGAGUAGACGGAGGAUUAGAGAAAUUUUUAGCCAAGGCUUCGGCUGUGUAUUCGCAGCGCCUGUUGCCGUGUGACGUAACUCGCGUGAGAUCGAGGUCGCCCCGAGGCAAAGGAAAAUAAAGUUCACGCACCCGUAAAUUUCGAUGUUUACAAUUCUUGCGAUAUGCAUGAUCCGGAUCCCACGAUACGAGCAGAAAUUUCCACGCGAAUCGGCUUUCGAGGAAUAAAAAUUAAAAAAAGGAAAAGCAAAAGACCGAAUUGUGUCCCAGAAAGGAAUGAAGGAUCCGCCCGUUCGGAGGCGCCCUUGGUCGCGCAAAACACGCUUCGCACGACGCUAUUGUAGUACUUUAUUCCUAAAUAUAGUCCAAUUCCACACACGCGGAUAAAACGAUGCGUAUUUAGGUGAAAUUAAAAGCUGCGCGCGGUAAUAUCGCCGCGCGAGCUUAGACGUCAAUUUAGCUAAAAAAUGGGAAAAAAAGAAAACGAAAAACGCCGUGGAAGAUAACGAGACACUACGCAGCUUUAAAGAAACCGUUUUACGUCGCCUGUAAAGGAUCCUCGGAAUCUCGCGACGUUCCGGGCGAUCUUUGCUCUCUUCGCAGUGUACAGACAGUAUUUUUCGUUAUGUCGUUCAUCAUCAUCAUCAUCCCUCCCUCCCCCCUCUUCGCGUAUUUCGUAUUCUCAGCCCCUUUUCUCAUAAAUAUUCUCUGUAAAUAUCAUAAACGCGUUUCUACGAAGAGCAGGCCGCGUAAAAGCACCUUGUAACAUAAUAGAUACGUAAAUAGAAUAAAAGGGGAAAAUAUUGUUGUCUUACCACGGCGUUUUUCACUCAUUUAAUUACGCUUCUUGUCGUCUGACCCUCGCGGAUUCGAGUGUGCGAUCAGAUGACUUGGGGAAAUAUCGCAGAAAUCGGUGUUCGCACUUUCCUUCCUCCGUUCGUUCGAAGUGGUAGCGAUGAAGAAAAAAAGGGCAUAGGAAACGAGAAAUUUCGUUUUUCCUCCCGCGAAAGACUUACGUGCCCGUGAAAAGGGACUCUAGAUUAAUAUAGACGUUUUCGAUAGCUUUAAGAGGCGCUAUAGUAAAAUUCGCUCUCGAGCGUAUCGCCGAUUCGUUUUUAUAUCGUCAUCAGCGCGAUUAUUAUUUAUAGUAUAAUUUACGUAGUGUUCGAACGAAAAUUAUUAUCGCCCGCGACCGAUGACGCGUACGAGUAUUUAUUACGAGUAUUCAUUUUCCUCGCAUAUGUAUAAAUUAGAUAUUUAAUUAAACACGGUCUCGCGCUUCGUUAAUUUAUUUCUACCGUUACUUGCCUCGAAUUAUUUAUUCUCGUUUUUUUUUUCCUUUUUUUAAAUACCACGCGUCAAGGACCGUGACGUUCACAUAUAGAGAUUACAGACUAGUUAACUAUCUCGCUACACCACUCCGUGCGACUAUAUAUUCAUAUAUAUUAGAAAAUAUAGCGCUAUUACUACUAUUACUAUUACUAUCGUCACCACUGCGUUGUUGCUACGUUACUGCGUACAUAUAUAUAUAUUAAAUAUAUUCUAUAUUAUACGUCAACUAUUGUCGUUAGACUUAGCUGUUUUUAGGUAUAUAUAUAUAUAUAUUUAUUGCGAAUACGUACUAUCGCAUUGAUAAAAGAGGAAAAAGAAAUCGAGAUGCGAUUCGACCUAUGAUAUUGCGAGCGAGCCGUAGUCCAAUUGUGUAUAUAAAGUUGUACAUUACUAAACAUACGAAAAUAUUUAUAUAGAUAUAUUGUACGGUAUAUAUAUAUAAAAUAUUUAUAUAAUGUAAAUAGUUUGUAGUUAGGGGGAAAAAACUGUAUAAAUAUAUUUAUAGGAUAAAAUCGCGUUUAGGUUUAAUUCUCGUUGAUUCUUGGCACGGCUCGUUCGCGAUUCCGCUGA